Messenger RNA from Eremomyces bilateralis CBS 781.70, 684 nucleotides. RefSeq lists its product as uncharacterized. The annotation marks the transcript as partial. The record is from RefSeq and is a predicted model, not a curated record. Lineage: Eukaryota; Fungi; Ascomycota; Dothideomycetes; Eremomycetales; Eremomycetaceae. The transcript is spliced from 2 exons.
CCGCUGUCCCCGGACUGGGUCUAUUCGAAUCAAUCCAAUGUCCACGUCGCCAAAGACAAAGGGUGGUUCACAACUUACACUCCGUUCGAUUCAAAAGUCGGUUGCAUAUACCAUGACGGAACAUCCAAGGUGGUCGGAAUUGGGACCGUUACUUUGUCAGUCAACAGAGCCCCAAGACUCAAAGGCAGCGAGUCACACAACACUAUCGUACUGAACGAUGUCCUCCAUGUUCCUUCAUUCCUCUCCAACGUUAUCGCCAUGCACGCGGUUGGUUUCAACCAUACCUGGGCAUGCAGAAAGGGUCUAUUCGACAAAAACGGACGGUACAUCGCCUACUUCGAUCCUAAGUGCACCUUCGACGUUCUCAAAUUGAGCGGCCCUCCAGUCGGACCCGUCGUUGGACGCUCGAUCUUUCUCAUAUCCGAACUAGAGAGGCGACGAGUCCACUAUCUGGUCAACGCCACCUGGUCGAAUGAAGAAUAUAGGAGAUGGAAGCACCAUCAACAGGCCGAGGCAUAUGCCGGAAAUACCCCCUAUACCAAAGCUGAGCGAGCGUGGAUCAGGAGGCAUUUCAGAAGCGAAUUCCAUUUCCUUCUCUCGUAUGGCCUCAAGAUCUACGACGAAGAGGAUCAUUUGGAGGGCAGAGCCAUCGCCCGUGCAUUGAUGGAGGACUCAGAAGAUGAG